Molecule: messenger RNA, 393 nt
Organism: Bolinopsis microptera
Lineage: Eukaryota; Metazoa; Ctenophora; Tentaculata; Lobata; Bolinopsidae
Product: protein transport protein Sec61 subunit gamma-like
Exons: 2
Coding region: 1-393 (130 amino acids)
Biological process (GO): protein targeting; post-translational protein targeting to membrane, translocation
Cellular component (GO): membrane; Ssh1 translocon complex
Molecular function (GO): transmembrane protein transporter activity
Source: RefSeq, a predicted model, not a curated record
AUGGAUCAGAUCCUUGGAAUGUCCGAGCCCGCCCAGCAGUUCUUCAAAGAUUCCUGCCGACUUGUCAAAAGAUGCACCAAACCUGAUCGUAAAGAGUUUCAGAAGAUAGCUGCUGCAACUGCUAUUGGAUUCUGCAUCAUGGGCUUCAUUGGAUUCUUUGUCAAAUUGAUCCAUAUCCCCAUCAACAACAUCAUUAUUCUUGGAAUGUCCGAGCCCGCCCAGCAGUUCUUCAAAGAUUCCUGCCGACUAGUCAAAAGAUGCACCAAACCUGAUCGUAAAGAGUUUCAGAAGAUAGCUGCUGCAACUGCUAUUGGAUUCUGCAUCAUGGGCUUCAUUGGAUUCUUCGUCAAAUUGAUCCAUAUCCCCAUCAACAACAUCAUUGUCGGAAGUUAA